Messenger RNA from Schistosoma turkestanicum, 986 nucleotides. The record is from the annotation of a GenBank genome assembly. NCBI's taxonomy places the organism in Eukaryota, Metazoa, Platyhelminthes, Trematoda, Strigeidida, Schistosomatidae.
UCAAGAUAGAGGGACGUCCGAUUUCCGAUCUUAAGGUUGCUGAAAUUCGCAAGAAGCUAGAAAAGCGCAACAAAGAUAAGACAGGUGUCAAACAGGUGUUGUUGGAUAGUCUGAAAGAGACCCUAGAGAAAGAUAGUCAGGACCCCCAAACUUAUCGUUUGAGAGAUGGGAUUGAAAGUAUCAAAACUGACCAAGAACUUCCCGAACAUUCGCCUGUAAACGGUGACGGACCAAGAGCUGAGAAAUCUGAACCCACCGCAAAAAGACAUAGCUCGUCAGAUGACGUAUUAAGCAAUGAGUAUGUUAUCAGUGAACGUUCACUGCAGAAAAAAUUACCAAAGAAACUCUCCCAUACGUCGUUCAAGUUGGAGAGCAAGAGGAAGAUUUACAUUUUGAUUGGAAGUGUGGAAACGACGUAUCAGAAGUGACAAAUGAUAGCAAAGAUGUCCAAAUCAAAAACGAAGGAUUUGGCAAACAUGAAAACCAACCAGAAAGUGCAGUUAUCAUUCACCAGAUUAGUGGUAUGUCCUAUUUCAUUUAAGUCACUUUACGUGUCAGAAAGCUGUAAAAAUUUAUGGAUAAGUAACUAACCGAAAUUAGUGAGGGCCUCAAAUUUAAAGCAACAUUUUAUCAAGGCAGGGAAGUUAGUAUCAGCUACUGUGGUUAUGAACACCCGUUCACCUGUAAGUUGCUUUGGAUUUAUACAGAUGGCUUCUACAGAAGAAGCAGCAUCCGCUACCAGAGCUUAUGAUUUAACAGAGUUUGGAGGAUGCAUACUACGGGUUGAAGCAACAGAACGAAAGGCACCAAUUCAAUCAAACAAAGCAAAUGAUCGAAUAUCUGGACUAAACAAAUUAGAAACGUCAAGUGUUCCUGAUUCUCAUCGUACAGUAUCCAGACCACUGAUAUCUCGAAGUCGUUAUAUUGCGAACAGACGGCGAUUGUUGCGUCGUGCUGCGAUAUGAAGUGCUAUUUGGAGUGAACAA